AUGACUCCUUUGAAGGUUCUAAUCAGCGGCAAUGGAGUCGCAGGGCCAGCUCUCGCUUACUGGUUAUCGCUCACCGGAGCCAAAAUAACCCUUAUUGAACGAUCCCGUGCUCUACGGCUCGGUGGUCAGCAGAUAGAUAUUCGCACUCCGCAGGCUAUAGAAUUGGUCAAGCGAAUGGGCAUCCUUGAGCGCAUCCGAGCAGCAGGAGUUAACGAGCUAGGCAUGCAGCUCGUUGACCGUAACGGCCGAUCCACAGCUUUUUUUCCCGUUGCGCCAAAAGGUUCACGAGCGCAGAGCUUUACAUCAGAGUUUGAGAUCAUGCGCGGCGAACUGGUUAGAAUUCUAAAUGGACUUACUGAUAACAAUCGAAACGUCAAACGCCGCUUUGGAGUUUCCAUGGAGAGUUUCACACAAGAUAGCGAGAGCAAUCCUCAAGGCAAGGUCCACGUGAAGUUUGAUAACGGCCGAGAGGAGAAAUUUGACCUCGUCGUUGGUGCCGAUGGGAUUGGGUCAAAGACACGUGAAGCCAUGCUAGGCCCAACUUACGACGUUUCCGAUCUGCGGCGCCAGCUCGGGGGUUACGUCGGAUACUUCAGCGUUCCAUCCGAUCCAGAAAAAGACGAGUACAAAGCAACUUUCUGCCAUCUGCCGGGAUCGCGCGUUAUCGGGUCAAGAAAGGAUUGUGACGAGCUCUUACGAGUAUAUAUACUUCUACGAGGGGAAAAUUCUGCUCUUGAUGCGGCACUCAAAUCGGGGGAUCAGGCACAGCUAAAGUGUGCUAUAGCUGGUUUGUACCAGAGCGACGCAUGGCAGUGUAAUCGGUUCUUGGAGGCGCUGCCUGCGGCGGAUGACCUGUACUGCACGCGGAUUGAGCAAGUCUGGCUGCCUGAAGGGCGGUGGUCUCAGGGCCGAGUGGCACUGCUUGGCGACGCAGCCUAUGGCUAUACCGCUAGCGGUUACGGCUGUGCCUUGAGUUUAGCGGGUGCCUAUUUCCUAGCGGGUGAGAUUGCGACAUCGUACAAGGAAAAUAAAUCGUCACCAACAGCUGCCGUGAUGAAAGGGGCUACAAACUACGAAAAAAAAUUCCGACCCAUCGCCGCUGCGUCGCAAAAUAGUAGCCCUUGGCUUGAUAGCAUGCUCUAUCCAAGAACGAAGAUUGGAAUUUGGGUUUUGCAUCGAUUGGCGGAACGAUGGGCGAAAGUGGCGUCGAAUCUGAACCUUCAUCAGGCAGCAGGCAAAGACUGGCAGCUCCCAUGCUAUGAGCUGCAAAAAAAAAAAAAAAAGGAGGUGAAGCGCGAAAGGAGCCCGCUCCCCUGA
Trichoderma asperellum CBS 433.97 is the source of this 1317-nucleotide messenger RNA. NCBI's taxonomy places the organism in Eukaryota, Fungi, Ascomycota, Sordariomycetes, Hypocreales, Hypocreaceae. The record is from RefSeq and is a predicted model, not a curated record.